AAUGAAAAUACAAACUAAAAAGCUAGACACAGGUGAAGCUGCACACCAAGUGCUUGAGCUUAUACUAAACCUAAUCCAUGGCUCAGUCGAGUUCUCUCUCUGCAGAAACCGAGUCAUUAAGUCAGGUCUUGGGCCUUAUCGAAACAUUCAAAGCUUUCGAUUCAGACAACGAUGGGAAAAUCACAGCAGCAGAGCUCGGUGGGAUCCUAGGAUCGCUUGGUUACAAUCCGCUCGAGCAAGAUGUGAGGGCAAUGAUGGAGCAAGGGGACACAAACAAAGAUGGGUUGCUGAGCAUAGAGGAGUUUCUGGAGAUGAACACAAGGAACAUGGAAUUCGGGGGGCUCGAAAAUGUGCUCAAGAAUGCUUUUGAGGCCUUGGAUGUUGAUGUGGAUGAGGCUGUGACUGCAGAGGAGUUGUAUGAGGUUAUGGGAGAUGGGAUGGGAUCUGAGUUGAGCCUGGAGGAUUGCCAGGGUAUUAUUGCUUCUAUAGAUACAGAUGGGGAUGGGGCGGUCAGUUUUGAGGACUUCAAACUUAUAGUUAACUCCCUCUAAGAUUUCGUAGUCUAGCUAGCUCUAAUAUAUAUGAUCAAUGCAUUAAUAUCUUAUCCUGAAAUAAACACUGCUAUAUAUAUAUAUAUAUAUAUAUAU
This is a messenger RNA of Rosa chinensis, 647 nucleotides long. Its product is annotated as probable calcium-binding protein CML29. NCBI's taxonomy places the organism in Eukaryota, Viridiplantae, Streptophyta, Magnoliopsida, Rosales, Rosaceae. Gene Ontology annotation, molecular function: calcium ion binding. The transcript has a single exon. The record is from RefSeq and is a predicted model, not a curated record. Bases 78 to 551 code for a protein of 157 amino acids.